Molecule: messenger RNA, 204 nt
Organism: Phaeodactylum tricornutum CCAP 1055/1
Lineage: Eukaryota; Bacillariophyta; Bacillariophyceae; Surirellales; Neidiaceae
Exons: 1
Source: RefSeq, a predicted model, not a curated record
AGUUCUGUACCUACUGUAGCGCCGUCCGGGACCCCCUCAUCUAUUAUAUCAAACCAGCCAAGCUCUGCACCUUCCAUGCUUCCUGCUAGUGUUCCAACUAUGCUACCGUCGGGUACGCCCAACGGAGCGCCAGUUGUGGCACCGUCCCAAAAUCCCGGUAUUCUCCCUUCCCUUCCUCCCUCUCAAAAUCCCAGCAAGGCACCU